AUGUCCUCAAAUUUUACCACGAGCUACGCGUACGUUUUUACUUUGGAAGCUCAUCGAUCCGUUGCUUCCCAACCAACCUUGGCAUACAGUCUUGGUGUCUCCUUGCGACUGAGCACGUCGACUUCGACUUCGAUAUACCUGCCAUGUCCCAUGGAAACUGACUGGCCCGAAAAGAUACCUGGGGAGCCAUCGACGGCGAAAUUUCAGCCAAAUCAUACUGACACCCUUCCAUCAAGAAUGGCCGUGCAAGAACAAAAAACACCCCGCUAUGAAUACGCGUCGACUCCGUUCCAUUGGCACCCCCAAGCAGCAUCCAUGUCCAGUGUCACCCCAGCCCGGCAAAUGCCAUCUCGUCGUCCUCGACUGGUUCGGUAA
Messenger RNA from Ustilaginoidea virens, 375 nucleotides. RefSeq lists its product as uncharacterized. The transcript has 3 exons. The record is from RefSeq and is a predicted model, not a curated record. The coding region runs from base 1 to 375 and encodes 124 amino acids. Lineage: Eukaryota; Fungi; Ascomycota; Sordariomycetes; Hypocreales; Clavicipitaceae.